AUGGCGGAGAGUCUGGUUUUAUUCGAGUCGGUCAUCAACAGUCGCUGGUUCCUCCGCACCUCGAUCAUCCUGUUCAUGAACAAGAUCGAUCUGUUUGCGGCCAAGCUGUCAAAAGUCCCACUGGAAAAGUUCUUUACCGACUAUACAGGCGGACCGGAUAUCAGCAAGGCUGCAAAGUACAUUCUCUGGCGAUUCACCCAAACUAAUCGCGCACGUCUCCACAUAUACCCUCAGUAA
Molecule: messenger RNA, 237 nt
Organism: Linnemannia hyalina
Lineage: Eukaryota; Fungi; Mortierellomycota; Mortierellomycetes; Mortierellales; Mortierellaceae
Source: the annotation of a GenBank genome assembly